Conger conger (European conger) is the source of this 2379-nucleotide messenger RNA. It is a transcript of the gene sh3bgr, whose product is annotated as SH3 domain binding glutamate-rich protein. Gene Ontology annotation, cellular component: cytoplasm. The transcript is spliced from 13 exons. The record is from RefSeq and is a predicted model, not a curated record. The coding region runs from base 327 to 1049 and encodes 240 amino acids. Lineage: Eukaryota; Metazoa; Chordata; Actinopteri; Anguilliformes; Congridae.
GCGUGUCUUGUUUAGCGGCCAGGAGAAGAGCGUGUCUGUUAGCCAGUCAACAUCUCAGUCCAUAUAAGCACUUUGCGAGCACUACAAACUAACUUCGCUUUAUCCAGGCCGACGGACAGCAGAAGUUGCCAAUCACUCUUUCCCUGCCGAUACCCCAAAACAAACCCACCAAUCCGCUUUGAAGUGGAGCUUUCUGGAUGGAAAUAGCCAACAUGGUGUGGUCGUUGCCCGCUGAGACACUCGGUGCUCUCUCUCUACGGUCUUUGGGGGAGUCUGCCUCUAUCUUCAAGAACCUCAGUCACAUUCAGAAAAAUACAUAGUUGAAAAUGGUUAUUAAAGUAUAUUUAGCUUCUUCUUCUGGAUCAACUGCGAUCAAGAAGAAGCAGCAGGAUGUGGUGGGGUUCCUGGAGGCUCUGAAGAUCGACUACACGCCGCUGGACAUCGCCUGCAAUGAGGAGAACCGCCUGUGGAUGAGGGAGAACGUGCCGGGAGAGAAGAAGCCCACCAACGGCAUCCCGCUGCCGCCACAGAUCUUCAACGAGGAGAGCUACUGCGGGGACUAUGAAACAUUCUUUGAUGCCAAGGAGGACAAUCAGGUGUAUGCCUUCCUGGGUUUAGCACCUCCACCUGGGUCAAAGCAGGGCGACCCAGCGGAGGAGUGUAAUGGGGUGGUGAACGGCGAAUCGGAGGAGGUGGUGGAGGAAGAACAGGAGGAGCUGGCUGGAGAGCAGGCUGCAGAGGAGGGAGGGGAGGAAGAGGAGGAGGUGGUGGAGGAAGAGCAGGAGGAGCUCGCUGUGGGAGACGCAGAGUUGGCAGAAGACGAAGAGGCUGAAGAGGAGAUUAAGAAGGUCACUGGCGAAGAGGACGACCAGGGAGAAGAGGAGGAAGAUGAAGAGCCCAAGGAAGAAGAUGUGCAGCCGGUUUCUGAGGAGGAGGAUCAGGCCAUUUCUGAGGAAGAAGAAGAACUGCGAAAGCUUGAGGAGCCAGAGGACCCCCAGAGUGAGGAAGAAGAAGAAGAGGCAGACGCAGAGGAUGAAGAGGAUGAGUAGCGUUUACCUGGUGGGGUUAAGAUUCCUGCCUCUUCUCACACCUUCAAGCUAGGAGAACCCCCUAAAUCCCCACCCGCCCCUCCAGCAAGAGCUUCCGGACCCUUCCUCAAGAUGUUGCACAUCGCCACUGCCUGCUCGUGACGGUCCGCGGUCCGGCUGAAAACACGUGUCCCUGCCAAACACCUGGUUUCCCUGUUCCUCUGCCCCUCUGCCCCUCUGCCCCUCUGCCUCUCUGCCACCAGGGGCUCCCCUCGCUGCAGCAAUUAUCUGACUUUUAUUUUUUUACUCUGUAGGGGAGUAGAGUUUAUGUGUGUUUAUCGUAACUAUUAAUAUAGAAUCACUGGGAAGUAUAUUACCGCUGCUUAAAGUGUCUGUCUAGCAUUCUUUUUUACUAUUAAAGACCCUUUGAAGUGAAAUCAGUUGAGCAGACACAUCUUUCAGUAUACUUUCAUGUGCAUAAAAUAUGUCUCACUGUGUACCUAAAAUUUUUUGUAGAUACUAGUUAUUGCGAGAGAUUAACUUAAUUUAAAAUGAUUAAUUUCAUUUUACACAAACUAAACUUGUUCAUGUAAAGCAACACUCUGUUGGAAAGGCACUUUAAGGAGCUCACAUAGACUAACAGUUAGAAAACAUGUCAAUGUCAAUGUGCCAGGUUUUGUACUGUGUUUGAAUUUGAUUCAAUCUGUAUCUCUGACUGCCGUCCGUUACAACAGACCCCACGUCCAGUUAGCCCCUCCUGCUGACAGGCUGUCAAAUCCAUCGCAUCGUUUCUUUGGGCUACGACUGUUAGCCUGCCCUUUUUCAUAAUGAAAACACCCAACAUCCUUUAAUUUUAACAUGCCAAAGUACUGUAAACUGCAUAUAUUACAAAAAUAUCAAUCAUUGACAAUUUCAAAUAUGCAAUUAUUCACAUUUGUGAAUGGAUUGUAAAAUUUAUAUAUAUUGAAAAUAUUUAUGCUUUCAAUUGCAUGUAUGAAAGUGACAAAAAUAGAUAUAUUUUGCAAUAUAUCCAUAUAAUUUUGACAUUUGAAAAAAAAAAAGUCCAUACAUUCUGAAAUAUCACAUACCAGCCUGUAAUAAUCCAAGGACUUGUAACUGAAAAAAGAAUGUGAAAUGUCUGACUAAAUUUUUGUUUAAUGAGACCUCAGGACUUUCUCUGUCACCAUGCAGAAAAAACGUCCCUAUGUUCAGCUCUGCGGUGUGCUCUGCACAGGUUAGCUUCUAUUCUAACUGUUCACUUUUAAAUUUAUACAACGGGACAGAAUGAAUCUAACUGCUAGUUUGCAAAAUAAAGGAAAAUGACUAAUAAAGAUUUGAGAGUGACAUAGGA